AUGAUUUUUAAAAGGUUCGUUAAUUUGCUCGUGUUUUUAUUCCUACUCGGUGCUGGCUUAUUGACGUUUUUUCUUAUUCUGUCUGGAGGCAGAGAAUCUGGAACGCUGAAGAAUUUCUAUUGGUUACAAGCCGAUACAGACGGCUUUAACAGCGCUCCUUCCACCACGAGGUGGUACAACUACAACUGGUGUGGCUAUGAAGACGGCCAGCUAGCUAAUUGCUCAAGUAGAGCACCCGCCAAGCCUUUCUCUCCAAGAGAUAACUUUGGAAACUCAGCCAAUUUACCAUCGUCAUUCAGAAAUAACCGGGAUGCCUAUUAUUAUCUGUCCAGGGUUGGAUGGGCCAUGCUGCUGAUUGCCCUUUUUUUCAUAGUAAUGGCGCUGGUACCUGGAUUUUUGGCUACAUUUCUUCCUUUCAAGGCGGUGCCAGUCUUGUACUGUGUGUUGUCCUGGUUGGCCUUUUUUUUCAUAAUAUUGGCUGCGUGCUUGUACACAGGCUGCUAUGUAAAGGCUAGAAAGACAUUCCACAACAGUGGGAGGUCUGCAAGACUGGGGCCUAAAAACUUCGCGUUCAUCUGGACUUCGGUCUUCUUGAUGCUCGUGAAUGCCAUUUGGUCUACCAUAUUCAGCGCUACCCACAAGGGCCACUCCACCUACUCGGACCAUGACAUGUACGCUCAAUAUGAAAGCCCUUCCGUUGACACCGGUGCCCAAAUGGAGAAAUCCACCUACAACAGCGGCGUGACGGACGGCGCGGGCCCUGUCACAGCCGCACCUGUGGUUGGGCAGCCUCAACCUACAACUACUACUACUCAAGCUGGCAACGGCAAGUUCUUUCAGAAACUGAAAACAAGAAAGCAGGUGCCCUCAACUGAGUUAGAACCAGCUGGGGAUGGCGGUCUUGCUGGGCCUGUAACUGUACGCGACUAG
Molecule: messenger RNA, 930 nt
Organism: Saccharomyces paradoxus
Lineage: Eukaryota; Fungi; Ascomycota; Saccharomycetes; Saccharomycetales; Saccharomycetaceae
Gene: FMP45
Product: Fmp45p
Exons: 1
Coding region: 1-930 (309 amino acids)
Biological process (GO): fungal-type cell wall organization; septin cytoskeleton organization; cortical actin cytoskeleton organization
Cellular component (GO): membrane raft; cell cortex; plasma membrane
Source: RefSeq, a predicted model, not a curated record